UCUGCAAUCUUGAUCGCCGAAGACCCGGCGAUGUCCGUUUUCUCCAGAUCUGCCCCUUCUCCUUCCCCAACUGCGAAAAGCUGCGCAUUCACUGCAGAGAUCACCAUCACGGAGGAGAACAGCGGCAGUCAGCGGACCUUUCAUGUGGAUGAAUCCGUUUUGAAGAAGUGGCAAUUGGAAUGGGAUAUGAGAAAGGAGCAAGACGAUGAGGAACAGCAGUACAGGAAUGAGAUGAAGGAAAAGAUGAUGGAUGCUGCAUUCGAACCGGAAGCAUUUGGUGACCCAGUCAGCAUUUACCAAAAACCACACCACACUGACCAAGCUUCACUUUUGAUAUCCAGUGUUGUCUCAAUUGCUUUGUUCAAUGGAGACGUGUUGGUAUAUGCAUGCUCCGGAAUAGCUGUACGCCACUGGCAUGGUAAUAUAAAAGAUUUCCAUACAAUAUUUGCGACUUCUGCACGUUUGGCCCAGAAAUUUAAUGACAAUAGAACCAGAGAUGAUAAUUUGAGGAUCGAAGUUCGUACUUCUGAUAAUAGAACUCUAGUUGGCUUUUUGGGACUAUAUGAUGAAAAGAAUGGUAUCGCAAUUGUCACGUCUUUGAGCGUUGAAUGUGUCUACACUAUGGAUACCUGUAAUCCUGUGGAUCUGUCCCGAGGCCAACCCGAUGGUGAGCUAUUUGCAUUUGGCUGUGCUACCAAUGGCACUUUGAUGAGAGCAAAUUGUUCCCAUCCUGUUUUAGAGGAUAAAGACCUUGUGUCAGUCAACUGUAUGAUAACAGAGAGUGGAUGUGGAGGGCCAGUUAUGUAUUUUGACUUUGGUGAAUCUGUACAUAUUGAUAUUGCUGGGCUUAUCGUUGAAUCUUGUCAAGGCAAGAUCACCCUUCUAUCAGCGAAGAAACUUCAUAAUUGGUUGCAGCAUGUUCUUCUGAUAACCAGUACAACUUCCCACUUUCGUGGAUAUUCAUCGCCUGAAGGUGUAGAAACAGUCAUCCCUUCAGGAUUUAUGGUAGAAUCUAAGAUUCUUCAGUCCUUGGGCUAUCCCCUGCCGCCGCCACUCUUGUUUGAGCUCAAUGGGAGAUUGGCUGGUAGUUUUGAAGAGCAUUUUGGUCAACUUCAUUAUUGGGAAGGGUAUCCUUUCGAUUUCUCUCACGAUUAUGGGAGGUAUCCUAUCUGGGAUCAACUUGGUGGAACAUUAACUCGGCAAAUUUCCGAAAGUGUUGUCUCGGUUGCUUCAUUCAAGGAUAACAAGAGGUGUUUUGCUUGCACAGGCCUGCUUAUAACAGGCGGAGACUGCCAGUUUGUUCUUACUUCGGCCAGUUUGGUCAGGACUGGUGCUGUUGAAGGCGAGAUUGAUGAGAAGUUGACGAUUGAGGUGUUCCUCCCGCCAAACCCCCCCGUGGAGGGGUUACUGGAACUGUAUCAUCAAAGUUACAACAUUGCCCUUGUCCGUCUAAAACGUGAUCCCAUUGCUGGUAUUUCUCCAGAAGGAAUCUUGAAUGUCCAGCAGUUUAGAGAUACAGAGUGGAUGGCAGAUAUGCAGGAUGACAAUAUGAUAAGGCGUCGCCGUGACAGGCAUCGGGUAGUAGCUAUUGGGCGUGCGACUAAACAGUCUCACGGAUUAUUGAUGGCAUCAAUUGGUGAAUUGAAGGGUAAAUACAAGGCGUUUCUCUCUACUGGUAUGUCAAAAAAGCCUGAUUGCCGAGACCUUCGUUUGUCCACAUGUCAAAUCAAGAAGGUUGGAAUUGGAGGCCCCCUUAUUAGUUUGCAUACAGGCAUAUUCUUUGGCAUGAACUUUUAUGAUGAAAGCGGAACAACUCCUUUUCUGCCAAGGAAGGAGAUUCUAACAGUUUUGAUGGAGGGGUUUGAUCUGUUAGAAAGUUCUACUUUGGUCGGUCGUCCCUUAAAGAUGGAUUUGUCUUCCAAGACCCUAAAGAGAAAGAGAAACCAGUGGCCUGUGUCCAAGCCAUAUUGGUUUCUUGGUGGUCAAGACCAUCCUGUAGACUAGCUUGUUGGAAAAGUUCUCAUGUAGAGGUGAAGCUGCUGCUGGAAUGCUCUCAGAUGUGCAAGUAUCUAUUUAUGGUGUUUGUUUAUGUGUAUCCUUGUGAGGUAUUUAAGGACAUAUUUGUCCUAGCAGGAGAUUACUCAGGAUUCUUCAGUCCUAGUAAGAGUAGGGAGGUUUAAUGUAUGUGCUAGUUCGUGUUGGAGCAGUUGGUUAGACAUUCAGAUAUCUUUUGAAGUAAAACAUGCCUAUCCCUUGAUUCUCGUGACCAAUCAAAUAUCUAGCUAAAGCUGUACCCAACUACUUCUCAUUCUCUUAUGACCAGUUUAAUCCCUAUA
Lolium perenne is the source of this 2336-nucleotide messenger RNA. RefSeq lists its product as uncharacterized. Lineage: Eukaryota; Viridiplantae; Streptophyta; Magnoliopsida; Poales; Poaceae. The record is from RefSeq and is a predicted model, not a curated record.